Molecule: messenger RNA, 2603 nt
Organism: Mytilus californianus (California mussel)
Lineage: Eukaryota; Metazoa; Mollusca; Bivalvia; Mytilida; Mytilidae
Product: lysosomal amino acid transporter 1 homolog
Exons: 9
Coding region: 260-1252 (330 amino acids)
Source: RefSeq, a predicted model, not a curated record
GGUCAAAGGUUACCAUAAAUGUUGUUUGAAGCUGUGUCAGUUUUUUUUAAAAUUCUCCUGAUUUGAUUAUAAUAGAAGAUAAUCUGAGUUUCUUUGUCACGAUUUAUACAUCAGUGAAAAUAGACGAGGUUAGAGUGAAAUCGUAGAAACGUUAGAAAGACUGUUAAUAGUGGAGGUAAAACAAUGCUAUUCUGAAACCUGUGAUUGAAUAAAGACUAGUUGCCAAUUUGCCAGUUGCCAUUGGAAGGCGUUGUUAAAAAUGCCACAUUUGUAUCCAUGGUUACUUGGAGGCCAUCACUAUGACAGCAUACAUAACCUCACAAAAGGUAACUGUAGUGAUGGAGUACAAUGGUUGUAUGUGUUACUUGGUGACUGUGUGACAAAUUCAAAUGAAUACGCAUCUGAUAUUUUUGGAUUACUAUCCAUUGCAUUAUGGGUUUUUGUUAGUACACCUCAAAUGGUCAGCAAUUGCAGAAACAUCCAAGGUGUGGCUGGAAUUUCAGUAUUCCUCAUAACCCAGUGGACAUUAGGAGACACCACCAAUCUGAUUGGAAGUAUAUUGACCAGUCAGAUGCCAUUACAGAUAUAUUUGGCAGUUUAUUUUGUUUUCUCUGACUUAGUUUUGUUUUCACAAUAUGUAUGGUAUCAGGUCUGGAGAAGAAAGCAGAAAAAGAAAGAACAGCACCAACCCUCAACUUUAAUAUUAUGUCUAACAGUGGGCUUUCUGGUAAUGAAUGGACUAUUCCAGGGAUACCUGCCUUCAUCUAGACCAUUACCAGUUCAACAUCAUCCCGCAGGCAGAAAUCUUCUUCAUGUAGAAAUAUUUCACGGUUUAGAAGAUGAAGUAGGAUAUGCAAUAGGCGUGAUAUCAAGUUUAUUUUAUAUAGGUUCUAGACUAGCACAGUUAUAUAAAAAUUAUAAAAGAAAGUCUACAGAUGGCCUGGCUCUGAUGAUGUUCUGGUUGGCUAUACUUGGUAAUGUGACUUAUGGACUGUCUAUUUUAGUUAGAUCCAUAGAAACAGACUGGAUUGUCAUGCAUCUUCCGUGGUUGGUUGGCAGUCUUGGUGUUGUCCUGUUGGAUGUGUCUCUUGUUAUACAGUUUCGAAUUUAUAGUGCUACAGACUUUGAAAGACUUUCUAAUGAGAAAAUGACAGAAGAAGAAAUCCAAGUGGAUGCUAAUGGUGUGAUAAACUACGGUGGACAUGAGAAUUAUGGAUCUAUCAAUAAUCCGGAUGAAGUUCCAGCAGUGUAGUCAAAUAUUAGACAUUAAUUACAAUUUAUAUUUAAUUUGUAUUGCAGGUUUUUUUGUUGAUUUGGUUGUUUAGGUGAAACACAAAUUCAAGUGUUCCAACCGAAUACAGUGUGUGACCAUGAAUAUUUGUCACUUGGGAUUUUUCUGUAUAUUUCAUAUAGAACUUCAACUUUUCAAAAAAUUAUUAUAGGGUCAUUUCUGGUUGGGUUUUGAUCAAUUUGAUACCAAUAGAAGCAUAAUUGUCACAGGUUUAUUAAUAUAUAUGUUUGCAUUUUAGUUGUGGAGCUUUUUCAUUCUAUGAUGAUAUAAACAAUUACCUUUAUGUAUUAUAACCAAAUUAAAUUGUAAAAAAAUAUUACAUCAAAACAAAAUGCAAAUUAUAACUUACUUGGUUUCCAAUCUAUCCCAUUUUAACCUUCAUGUUCACAUUAGGAGAAAACAAAAAACAACUGAAAACAAAACUUACCAAAUAAACAGAUAUACACUUAAGACAAAUCGGUGUCUUUCAACACCUUGUUUGUAAAAAUUCAACCAUAAAUGCUGUUAAAAUAUUUAUUUCUUAAAUGUGUUUUUAUUAAUUAUUAUUGUUUUUUUUUAAAUAAUUCUUUAUUUAAAGAGGGUAGCACAGUUAGCUAUGAAAUAUAUAUAAAAAAAUAUAGAUGUCAAAUACUUUUGGCCUUAUACUGCAUAAAGUAGACUUCAAUACAGAAUUUGUCAAACAUAUGUAUUCAAAUGUCUAUUUAAAUGAAUUUGUUCUCAGUAAAUGAAAUUUGGUAUGUACAAAAAUUCACAGCAUAUUCAUUUUUCUUUCUUAUAACUUAGUACAAUAUGCCAAAAAAUGAAUUUGUUUUAGUUUAAGGAAGUUAUUUCCCUUCUUCAGAUUUUUACAGCUUAUUAUUGACGAAUUUAAGUAAAAAAAAUCUUGAUUUUUACAAUAAAAGUUACACCCUCUACACCCCUUAAUAUGCCACUGAUUCCUAAGAUUUAUUAAAGUGUAAAGUAUGUGAACAUUAAAUAUUCAUUCACAUGUUCUUACAUUUUGAAAAAUUGCCUGUAGUUUUCUGGGAGAGCCUAACAAAUUAGUAAAAAUAAUGUUAGAAUUUGCAAGAAUAUAAAUUUAUGAAUUUCAUACUUAUUUUUAAAAUGUAGAGAGAAAAAAAUCAUCAUAACCCAGCAACAUCAUUGGCUGAAGUUGGAAUUUUUAUGAUUUGAUUUUUGUAUGAAUUAAUCUACACAUGUAAAUAUUUUCUCAAACUAUGAACAAUCUGCCAGGAUAAAAGAUCUUUUUUAUUUUCCCUCCAUAAUUCGGGCAUUUUUAUUGGGUUAUGUUUUCCUAUUUUCAGUAUAGUUU